CUCUUCUGAGGAAACGAAACUGAUCUGAGUCUCUGUGUCGUCUGUCUGUGUGAGAGUGAACAACCGUCCAAAUGGCUCAACAGGGAGUUCUGCUGGACCAGGACCAGUUCUGUUGUUCUGUCUGUCUGGAUCUACUGAAGGAGCCGGUCACUACUAUCUGUGGACACAGUUACUGUAGGAGCUGUAUUGAGGGCUGCUGGGAUCAGGAUGUUCUGAAAGGGGUCUAUAGCUGUCCUCAGUGCAGAGAGACCUUCACUCCAAGGCCUAAUCUGAGGAAAAAUAACAUGUUGGCUGAGCUGGUGGAGAAACUGAGGAAGACAGGACUCCAGGCUGCUCCCCCUCCUGCUCUGUGCUAUGCUGGACCUGGAGAUGUGGCGUGUGAUUUCUGCACUGGGACCAGAAAGCAGAAAGCCCACAUGUUCUGUCUGGUGUGUCUGGCCUCUUACUGUGAGACUCACCUCCAACCUCACUAUGAAUUUCCUGGUUUCAAGAAGCACAAGCUGGUCAAAGCCACGGCACAACUACAGGAGAAGAUCUGCUCUCAUCAUGACAAACUGCUGGAGGUUUACUGUCGUACCGAUCAGCAGUGUAUCUGUUAUCUGUGUACAAUGGAUGAACAUAAAGGCCAUGAUACAGUGUCAGCUGCAGCAGAGAGGACUGAGAAACAGAGGCAGCUGGGGAUGAGUCAGCAGAAGGUCCAGCAGAGAUUCCAGGAGAGAGAGAAGGAGCUGAAGGAGCUCCAACAGGCUGUGGAGUCUCUCAAUCGCUCUGCACAGUCAGCAGUGGAGGACAGUGAUCAGAUCUUUACUGAGCUGAUCCGCUCCAUUGAGAGAAGGAGCUCUGAGGUGAAGGAGCUGAUCAGAGCCCAAGAGAAGGCUCAAGUGAGUCAAGCUGAAGGACUCCUGGAGCAACUGAAGCAGGAGAUAGCUGAGCUGAGGAAGAGAAGCACUGAGCUGGAGCAGCUCUCACACACAGAGGAUCACAUCCAUUUCCUCCAGAGUUAUCAGUCUCUCUCCAGUAUCAGUGUAUCUUCAGACUUACCCAGCAUCGUUGUCCGUCCUCUUCAGUACUUUGGAGAUGUGAGUAAGACUGUGUCUGAACUGAGAGAGAAACUAGAAGACUUCCUUAAAGGAGAAUGGACCAAGAUCUCCACUACAGUGAAUAUAGUGGAUGUUGUACUGCCUCCAGAGCCCAAGACCAGAGAACAGUUGUUACAAUAUUCCUGUCAGCUCACACUGGACCCAAACACAGCACACACACACCUCUCUCUGUCUGAAGGGAACAGAAAGGUGACCUGUACAGGCCAAGUCCAACCAUAUCCUGACCAUCCAGACAGAUUCACCAACCAGUACCAGGUUCUGUGUAGAGAGGGUCUGUCUGGACGCUGUUACUGGGAGGUGGAGAGGACUGGUGUUGUUGUUACAGCAGUCUCAUAUAAAGACAUCAGCAGAACAGAGACAGAUAGUGGAUUUGGACUCAAUAACAAGUCCUGGAGUUUACAUUACUAUAGAGGUGGUUAUUGUUUCAGACACAAUAAUGUUGAGACUAAAGUAUCAGGCCCUCAGUCCUCCAGAGUAGGAGUGUACCUGGAUCACAAGGCAGGUACUCUGUCCUUCUACAGUGUCUCUGACACAAUGACCCUCCUCCACAGAGUCCAGACCACAUUCACUCAGCCCCUCUAUCCUGGGUUUAGUCUCAAUGGUUAUAAUGAUACUGCUGAGCUGGUUAAACUGUAAACUGAUUUGUUAUUAAUUAAAAUUCAAUACAAUGUUUUAAUCUUGUACAUUUCCAUGAAUCAUGAUGUCUGGUGUUGAUGUAUAUUGGUUGUCAUUCAGAACCAUUGAUAUGUUUUCUCAGUUGGUUCUCUGUCUCUAUGUAAUUCUCCUCAGUAUCAUUGAUCAGCUUGUUGGCUCGGUCCUAAUUGAUGUGUUCUCUGUCACCUGGAGCUGCAUGGAAAAUGGUCCAGGAACUAAAGGACAAUUCAGGACUAGUCAGCCCACUACAAGCUGGUAUCACUUACUUUCUACUAAACUAUAUGGUCUGGUUUCCCAGACACAGAUGAAUCCUAGUCCUGGACUAAACAGUAUGUUCAAUGUAGAUGUCCAGGAAACCGGCCCUAAAUGUGUCAUCUUUCAUCCUCCCAUACUGCUCAGUCCAGCAACAUUAAACCUGUCCAGCAGGUGGUGCUGUUGACCAAACAAUAAAACCAGCAGAUAUCUUGACUUGCCACUCAGUAUAUCAGUAAUGUUCAGAAUAGUACUUUAAUAUCAUUGGAGAUUGAUGGUCUUUUUAAUCCACUAUCCAGAGUCAGGAACAGAUGAAGUUAGGUCUGCUACUGUUCAGUGAUUAAAUAUGAUUUAUGGUGAUGGGAAAUAAUAAAAACACUCAACUUCAUCUAGUAA
Messenger RNA from Oncorhynchus tshawytscha (Chinook salmon), 2402 nucleotides. Its product is annotated as tripartite motif-containing protein 16-like. Bases 72 to 1736 code for a protein of 554 amino acids. Gene Ontology annotation, molecular function: protein binding; zinc ion binding. The record is from RefSeq and is a predicted model, not a curated record. The transcript is spliced from 7 exons. NCBI's taxonomy places the organism in Eukaryota, Metazoa, Chordata, Actinopteri, Salmoniformes, Salmonidae.